Messenger RNA from Physeter macrocephalus (sperm whale), 2152 nucleotides. RefSeq names its product calcyphosine (gene CAPS). The transcript is spliced from 3 exons. Gene Ontology annotation, molecular function: calcium ion binding. Lineage: Eukaryota; Metazoa; Chordata; Mammalia; Artiodactyla; Physeteridae. The coding region runs from base 10 to 651 and encodes 213 amino acids. Gene Ontology annotation, cellular component: vesicle. The record is from RefSeq and is a predicted model, not a curated record.
UGACCCAUCAUGGAUGCUGUGGACGCCACCACGGAGAAGCUCCGGGCCCAGUGCCUGUCCCGAGGGGCCUCGGGCGUCCAGGGUCUGGCCAGGUUUUUCCGCCGCAUGGACCGGGACGGGAGCCGGUCCCUGGACGCAGGGGAGCUCCAGCGGAGCCUGGCCGAGCUGGGGCUGGUGCUGGACACGGCCGAGGCGCAGGCCGUGUGCAGGCGCUGGGACCGCGACGGCAGUGGGACGCUGGACCUGGAGGAGUUCCUGAGGGCGCUGCGGCCCCCCACGUCCCAGGUCCGGGAAGCGGUCAUCACAGCCGCGUUCGCCAAGCUGGACCGCAGCGGGGACAGCGUGGUGACCGUGGAUGACCUCCGGGGGGUGUACAGUGGCCGCGCUCACCCCAGGGUGCGGAGCGGGGAGUGGACGGAGGAGGAGGUGCUCCGCCGCUUCCUGGACAACUCUGACUCCUCCGAGAAGGACGGGCAGGUGGGUGCACGGGUACCCCACCCCCUCUGCCCACACCCACGGCCCCCCCGCCGACAGCCUGUCUGCCCCCAGGUCACGCUGGCCGAGUUCCAGGACUACUACAGUGGCGUGAGCGCCUCUGUGGACACGGAUGAGGAGCUCGCGGCCAUGAUGACCAGUGCCUGGCGGCUGUGAGCGGUGCGCACCCACUCGGCUGGCACCAUGCUGCGUAGGGCCCCACCCAGCACCCCGGGGCCAGGGCCCCUCUCACCUGGGCUUCGAGCUGAGCAGCCCCGGGGUGGGGGAUGGAGGGGACUGUGGGAAGAUUGAGGCCGCAGAACCGGCUGGACCAGGUCUCCAGGGACACGGCUUGGCCACCAGGUGUCAGUGGGACAAAGGUUCCAACGAUGGGUCACCGGUUCAGGAGCCCAGGGAGUAAGACCCUCCGUGCCCACGCCAUGCCGACCCCAAGUCUCCUCCUGGCUCUGCUCAAGUGAACCUUGCCAGCACCCUCACCCCUCCCUCGUGACUCCCGCAGGAAGCCAGGCAGUGCCCGGGCGGGGAAGCAAGCCGCUCCUGUGAAGCAAGGCUCUGCACGGAGCGGCCGGUCUCGGAAGUCAGCGAGCUUGGUCACCUGCCCGGGUGUGGGGCGCGGGGCAGGCCAGGCUGCUGAGGAACCGUUCCUGGCCAGGUUGCCUGGCUUCCUGAGGCCCCUGGGGCACGCAGGAGGCCAGAGUUCUAGUUAAAAGUUUUAAUGUAGUUCCCAAAUACAUUUCAUAUGACAAUCUUACAUAAAUGUUCCAAAACACAUGGGCGUUAUCUGGUUUUACUUGUCACUAGUUGGCUAAGGCUUAAAGCAGAGAAGUGUGACCGGAUCUGCUGGGAGGGCCUUUGGUGUCGUCCCGUGGCUCAGGCGUGGACGCGGAUGCGGGCUGCACAGGCCACCCUGAGGUGUGGGCGGCACAGCUCAGACGGGCCUCCCCCUCACCCUGUGAGGGCCCUGUGCACAGAGGCCUCCUCUGCGGGCCCCGCCAGGCGGGUGGCACCCAGCUGGCUCUUGGCCACGCUACGGGGGGGGGCGGGCAGAGGGCGCCGCUCCUGUGUGUGCUGCUAGCAUGGGUUCUGCCCGCUGUCUGGAACCGGUCCGCUCGCUGCCCCCUCCUUGAAGGCCCUGCCAGGGUCCCCCUCUGCCUCUCACAGAGGCCCCCAGCCCUUGACGGUCUUGGGGCAGAGAUGUCCAGGGCUGGGAAAGGAAGGAACGGCCAACAGCAGGAAGCAGGUUUGCAUCUGGGUGCCUGAUGACGGGUGACCCAUGUUAUGGGGACAGACAGGAGGAUGGGGGGUGGGAGCCCUCCCACGCCCUCCCACGCCCUCCCACGCCCUCCCACGCCCAGUGACCCUUUUCUAGAUAGGCUCUCCAGGCCCAGGGCCCAACCCCUCCGCACACCCCCCGACUUGGCCUGGAGGAACCCCAGGUGGGGAACACGUGGGCCCAGCUCCUGAGCAGCUCUCUGAGCACCCCCAGCACGGGGGCCGGGGCCUCAGGGGGAACGAGGACGCAGCCCGCGACGGAGCUGUGCCUGCUCAACACACGGAAGAGAAGCGCCUCGAUCUAGGAAACCAAACACAAAGCCUUGGGGGGAAAAGAAGAGGUCUAAAAAUAAACCCCCCAAAUCAGAACGUGAGAGCUGGGAAG